Molecule: messenger RNA, 2076 nt
Organism: Zerene cesonia (dogface butterfly)
Lineage: Eukaryota; Metazoa; Arthropoda; Insecta; Lepidoptera; Pieridae
Product: proton channel OtopLc-like
Exons: 13
Coding region: 1-2076 (691 amino acids)
Biological process (GO): proton transmembrane transport
Cellular component (GO): membrane
Molecular function (GO): proton channel activity
Source: RefSeq, a predicted model, not a curated record
AUGAGUCCCGGCAAACGGAAUUCGUUAGGCGAUCAGAACGAAUCUCGUCCCACCAUCACCAUUACUGACAUGGACACAGUUCACGAAGAAAAUGACAAUGACAACGACAGCGACGAGUCUUCAUAUUCUGAUGUUACAAGACUGCGGGAACGAACUCGGGCCAUGCUGGGCCACGCAGCAGAUCCUCUCAUACAAAACUCCCACUCGCAACCAAACAGUCGACGAAUGUCAAGCGACAUCGACGCUAAAGUGGCAGCAAAUCUUAACACAAGGCGUCCUUCAGCAAUCAUAGCGGCAUUCCGCAGACCGUCACAGGCCCUAGCGCUGUGUGCUGCGACCCAACGCAGGUUCCUCUCAGAGCUGUCACCGCACUCUCGAACCUCUAUGGCCUCUACUCACGACGUACCGCCAUCUACUGCAGAAAUUUUGGGACACGAAGCUCUCAGUAAGGCGUUGUCGGCACUGUACGCCAAGCUUCUCGUAGUUCUCGGUCUAGCAUUUCCUGUGACGGAAGUUAUCGCAAAUGGUGUCCCAGAUGCCUAUUACCAGGGAUUUUAUUUAUAUUUGUAUUUAGUGUCAUUACUGUUCGUGAUAUUUCAAUAUGCGAAUAUUAUGCGUCAGAAAGCGGUAACAAUGAUAAUUCAAGACCACGAUAAAGAUGACAAAAAUGGUACGGGAAAAGCGACUCCCAACGAAAAACUAAAACAAAAAGAGACUAUUACUAGAUACGGAAGUUUCUAUUUAAGAUUGGGUGCUAUUGCUUUUGGCAUCGGAUCUAUGGUAUACAGCGGACUAGAAUUCGGUGAAUAUUUUGAAAUGACGGAUAAAUGUCGAUCCGUUCUUUCGGCCUUAACUCCUGCACUCCGCAUGGCAUUAACUCUAGCUCAGAUGCAGUUUAUCUUCCUUACAAAUAAAGACAUCGAAUCCGGCAGUAACAAAUUAAUUCAGAGAUUCGGAUUUAUGCACAUGAUAGCAGCGAACCUCUGUGAAUGGCUGUAUGUUCUCGUAGAGGAAACUAAACACGAAAUACAUCAUCUUGAACAUUCUAUGAUCUCUAAAUCAAACAAUACCCAAAAUUUAACUCCAGACACGCAUUGUCGAAGAUCUAAUAUCAUGGGUACAUUGGUUCAAAACGCUUCACCAUUUCUAUUUCCAUGCACAAUUGAGUAUUCCCUUAUAUGCGCUGUUAUUUUGUAUGAAAUGUGGAAAGAGGUUAAAUGCACACCAGAAGAUUUUGAAAAGAAAUUUAUGUAUGUUAAGAAUAAAUCUCGGAGUAAUUCAGUUACGCCUGAAAAAAUUUUACAACAAUUCGCUGGUAUGCUGGGAGUCAGUUCACCCAACGGAAGCCGCAAUGCCUUACAUCAUUUCUCAGUAGAUUGCUCACACGCCCACAGAGGGCUAUUCGCUGGAAUUCUUGUCAUAGUCUUAACCAUUAUAUCCCUAAUAAUGUUCUUCGUAUUGGCACAUCAUAAUAAUACAGUUACUGAUGCCAUAUUCGAAGUGAAUAUUUGUGAAUUGAUUUUAUAUUCGUUAUCAAUCCUCGCCACGGUAAUUGCAAUGAAACAAAUGAGAGCAUUACCUUACAAGAGAAAAUCACAAGCUGUUUUAGGCUUGGAUACAUCUCUCCUAAUCCUGGCCCAAUCGGGGAUGUACGUUUACUGUAUGUUCAGUCUGAUAGGAUGCCAUCACACACUCAAUAGUUCUAACAGUUCCGGCCUCACAGGAUUCUUCUCUGAAUUCCUAUCCUUGAAUCAGACUACUUUACAAUCAUUAUUUAUAAUCGACGCGUGGUGGAGAAGGUGCGCCAACUCUGAACAAAGAAAUAACAAACCUGGCCGACAGUUGGUUACAUUUCUGCUAGUCGCCAAUAUGGCCAUGUGGACCAUCAAUACCUUAGAAAAAAAUCGAGCAGAAUUUAGACCAGCUCAUCUAGACUUCUAUGGACCUUGGGGAUGGACUAUCAUCACGCACGUAUCCAUGCCACUGGCUAUAUUCUAUCGUUUCCAUUCUACUAUAUGCUUGUUUGAGAUCUGGAAGAAUUCUUUCAAAAACAAGCCCAUUUAUUUAAAUGUGUGA